GUUUCUGUGAAAUCCCCUGCUUCCUGUGGCCAGAGCCCUUCCUGUGGAGCACCCCCAGCGUGUGGAGCCUGCCCCACACACCAUCCCCUGCCAAACCACGGCCUUUACCUGCGUGUUCCGCUGCUUCCCGUGCGACCCGUCCUGCGGGAGCGCCUCCUGGGCCACCCCCGACUUCAGCCAGCGCUCAGUGGCUCCAAUGGUGAAGAUGACAAGGUCCAAAACUUUCCAGGCGUACCUGCCUUCGUGCCACAGGACCUACAGCUGCAUCCACUGCAGGGCUCACCUGGCCAACCACGAUGAGCUCAUUUCCAAGUCCUUCCAGGGCAGCCAAGGACGAGCGUACCUCUUCAACUCCGUAGUCAACGUGGGCUGUGGCCCUGCAGAGGAGAGGGUGUUGUUAACAGGACUGCACGCCGUGGCAGAUAUUUACUGUGAAAACUGCAAAACCACGCUGGGCUGGAAAUAUGAACACGCCUUUGAAAGCAGCCAGAAGUAUAAAGAAGGCAAAUACAUCAUUGAACUAGCUCACAUGAUCAAGGAUAAUGGCUGGGAUUGAGGCAGGGCCGGCCCCAGCCGCGUGCACGAGGCGCCAUCCGAACAUUGUACCCGAGAGUGAGAGAGUGACUGAACGCUUGGUUCCAUGCAUUUAGAGGCUCUGCAACCCAGGAGCAUCUUCACACCCUUCUCCAUCUUUAUUGGUGACUGGCCUCUAAAUUUCUGUCUCUCUGUCUCUUUGCUUUGUAUCUGUUUGUGAGUUGACCCUGGCUGCUUCUCUCUCUGUUCUGCCGUUGGCUCAGAGAAUGCACCGAAUGCCCGACAGCCAUUCCAUGUGCCCAGAGCUCAGCCCGGCCUGCCCUGGGCUCUCCUGGCACCUCCAGGUGGGGGAGGAAGACCCCGAGGUUUGGGCAGGAGGAGGUGGGGGAGUGGGGCCCCAGGGGAACCCUCAGAGGGUGAUGCUGUGCUUCUCCUUUCAGUCCUGGCUAAGCAAGGCUUGAAACCAUCUCCUUGGCUAAAUGGACAGAGAAAUACCUACUUGUCUGAAUGGAUAGAGAAAUAUCCACUUGUCUGAAUGGAUAGAGAAAUAUCCACUUGUCCAAAAAGGACAGAGGAAUAUCUCCUUGUGUGAAAGGACAGAAGUUCCCUCACGGCUGUGUUUGCUCCCCGAGUCCAUGGGUGGAGCCUCAGCCCGAGGCAGAGCCAGCUCCCCCCACAAUCUGAGUUUUGUUUGCUAUUUAUGAGCUCCUUGUUGGAGGGGGCAGGGCCUGGAGGCUGGAGAGAUUCCCUGCCUCUCCUUUUUCUCGCUGGUUCAGGGUGGGGAGGAUGAAUGUCCCAGGGGAGUGUGGCCCUGGGGAGCGUCCCCGCGGCUGGAGAAACCAAACCCUGACUCUGAGCCCUUCAGAGAGGAGGAGAAAACCACUUCAGGCACAGGGAGGCUGGAACUGCAGCCUAGAAAACGUGGAGGGGUGAAAAAAAGCACGUGUGAGGCAAGGAGGGGGAAAUUCCAUAGAGGAGGACGGGGACACACAGUGACAGAGGGUACCCCUGGAUUUCCUGGCCUCCCCUGAGCACCCUUGGUGGUGUUUUACCAAUCUCUCACAAGUGCAAGGAGGAAGAUGCUGUUACAGAACCUUUUCCUUGAAUGGAGGCUCCACUGGGGGGCCUGGCACAGAAAUGGGGCGAGCAGGGAGCUGAGUUGCUGGCAGGGGUGUGGCACAGGUGGAUAUUUCAAGCCCUGAGGUAUCCCCCCCAAAUCAUCCCCCCUUUUCCCUCUCCCAAAAGCCCAUUGCAGAAAAAGAAAUCCAACAUCUUCCCACCAGCCCUGGAAUGAUUUAUUGAGGGGGAUGGGGGUGUCAGAACUGCAAGGGACAGCCAGUCCUUCCCAUUUUCAUUUGUCCCUGGUGAUUCCCCAGGGGAUGGUGGGGAAGGGGUGUCCUGUGGCCAGGGGAGCUGUGUCAGGCCAGAAGGAAAUGAGGAGUUUGCUCUGCAGCAGCCCAGCCAGUAUCUGGUGCACAACCCAGGACUUUGGAGCUGAGUUCAUUGUGUCUCUCCCCCAGUGAAUUUUUUCUUUUUGUUGGCAGAAUUCUUUCAAGUAGGUUAAUCCAUGGGGGGAAAUCUUCCUUAAUCCAGAAGGAAAGAGUGUUGUGCAGGGGGUGGUGGCUCCUUGUGAAACAGGAGCUUUGGAGCUGUGAUCUCUCAUCACUGGCCCCCAGCCUGAGAGAUCCCAGGGGGCUGUGGAGGAGUCACUGGAUGUUCACUUGGCAGGGAAUGGGAACAGGGACUCUCCUUAAGGAUCAGGCUGGAAUUCAGGGUUGGAUCCUUGUGCUGACAGCCAAACCUGAUGAAGCAAAGGUUGUUUUUUUUCUCUCUCUCAAAGCUCUGUUCUUGACAGCCUUGGAGAAAUGAGGUGGAGUUGGCUCCUGCAGGGGCUGGAGUUUGUGACCAACCUGUCCAGAGGUGGCUUCUGCCCUCACCCUCCUGCUCUGGCUGUGUAACAAUUGCUUCAGCUUUUGUUUUGGAUUGUCUCUGCUUCUGCCAGCCACAUUCCCUCAGUGACAAAUGCAGCAAAACUCAGAAAUUCCACAGCACCUGCUGUCCUGUGGGUCUGGCACUGCCCUGGUGCCAUUUCCCUGCCCUUUCAUUGAGGAUCCAUGGCAGUUCAUUGGGUUUUGACUAGUGGGAAGUAAUUCCUGUUCUUCAAAGAGCUCUUCAGUCUGCACAGAGCCUUUGAAGGAGCUGGGAGAGGAAAGGGAUCAUCCCAAACCCUGUGAGGCUGAGGAGAGCACACAGGGCUCGUGGUUUGAUGUUGGGAUUUGGAGUGACUGCUGAUCAAAAAGCAAAAUAAAAGGCAGGGCUGUGCAGAGAACUGCUCUGAGAAAUGCCAGCUGGAAAUGGUUUUAUCCAUUCAUUUGGGACAAAAAAGGAACUGCCCCAUCAGACCUGGCUGGUUUUUACUGGUCACAGGUGCUGGGCUUUUAAUGGCAACCAGUCCAAGCUUGAAUAGGGCCAGGUCUUAAUCUGCUUUUAAUUGGUUUUGUCCUGUCAGUGUCUGCUCAGAGCCGUGAGCCCAGUGUGUGGCUGUGCCCAGCACCCAGAGAACUCCCUGGGGAGAGGAGAAAUUGGCUUUGUGAGCUCCUGUGUGAGUCCAGGGAGCAGGAGGAGCUUGAGCUGCCUCCUGACUGCCCUGGGGGCUGGCAGGAAUUUGGGAGCUGUGCUGGUGGCACAGAGUGACACACUCAGAGAUAACCAAAGAACUUUUCUGCUGAGCUGAGCCAGGUGGGGCCCCUGGGAGCUGCUUUCCAUGGGCAGCAGCCUGGGGAAAACAGGAACAGCAGUGAGUUUUCCUCCUUUUCGUGGUGUCCAGCCUCGUGUCUGGGCAGCUGUGAGCACCCUUGAGUUUACAUCCCCCCCUCUACCCCAAAGCUCAGACUUGAGUAAGUUUUAAUUUGUUUUUGCUCUGGUGUGAAAUCCUGACCCCUGUAAGAAAUAUCCAGAUGAUAAUAUAUACAAGGCAGAAAAAAAUAACCCCCAGACGUUACCUUGUGAAAUAUACUUUUGUAAAUAAUAUUUAAUUUUUUUUAAAGAAAUAAUAUAUUUGGUGCUGUUUUCUCAGAGCCCCUCCCUGAGAGCACUUUUUUUGUUGUUGUUGUCGUUUAUGAUGAUCCUGUUUCCUUCUGUAUUUGUUGGAAAAUAUGUUUAAAGGGAAACAAAACUGGUAAUUGACGUUGUCCUCUGAGGUGGAUCCGUGUUUCCUGUGGAUGUGGCAGGGGAGGGGACAGGUUUGGUGGCUGGGCUGGGGACAGCAGCCCCCAGGGGGGAUGUUUGGUUUGGGGGGGCUGCAGGCACUCAGGGGGCUCCAGGUCCCCUCUGGCUUCCCCAGAUCCCCUUUGCUCCCAGCAGGAAUCCCCCGGGGCUCCCCUGUCCCUGGUGUGGAGGAUCCAGGCCUGGAGUUUGCCUUGCACCACUUUUGGCUGGAGUGCAGCAGACCUGGAGCUGCAGGAGCUGGGCUUGGACAGGAGCUGCAGCCUCAGGUAGCAGGGAUGGAGUUGGAGCUUUGAACCCAACGUUGAUUUUAACCCAAACCACAAAUCUUUGGUUUUAUUUUUGAGGGGAGUUUCUUUUCCUUGUUGUUUUGGUUUUUUUUGGUUUUUUUUUAACCAGGCUGCUACAUAACAAAUUAGAGUAAAAGUUUACCUCUCUUGGCAGUAAAGUUCAUUUAUUUUGUUCUCCUUUCUGUCUUUAAUCUGCCCCCUUCUCACCCUCCUUCGUUUUUAUUUCAUCUGGUCUCUUGUUUAUCCCAAAGUGGACCAACAGCACAAACCACUGGACUGUGUUUUGCUGAGCAAGGAGCUGUUCAAGAACUGGUGCAGUUCUUUGGUUCUCUGGGUUUGGUGCUUCAAACCCCAGAGGAACAAAACCACCCCUGUGAAACCAGCCCCCUGUUCUCGUGAUGAUCAAGUGGGAAUUCUCUCUCUGUGUGAUUUUUCCUGGCUGCUCUGUGAGCGUGUGUGAAUCAUGCAUUUCACUGCACUCCCCUGCUUUGGGAGCAGCUUCCAGCUGAAGCAGUUUUGGGAUGAAGAGGGGACACCAAGCACCAAGCUCAGCUGGGUGGGAAGGAGCUCAGUGCUCAGAAACAAUCAGGUUAGAGAUUUUCUGCAGAAAUCCUGGUGAAAAAGAACAAGCAGAAGAGGGGAAACGAAAUCAUCUUGAAUUCAGAAAAGUAAAUAAAUCAAGAAUCAAUAUAUUUAAAUGCAAGCAGAAUGGCAUUGUGUAAGGUACAGCCACAGAUAAGCUGUUCUCAUCGUUACAACUGUGUGUAUCCUUUGUUUUGUUCUUCCUAAGGAAAUGGGAAUGCUUUCCCCACUGACAAAACUAAGGACAAUAUUUCCAAUACCAGCCUGUCUAUGGAUGCUCUUGUGUUUACAAAUUGUGUAUAUUUUUAUUUCUUUGAUCUUAUUUUAAUUUUUUUUUUGCAUAUUCUUUCAGGUCAUUUGCUUCAGUCAUAAAUGCAAUUGUUUGUUUUCAAAUAAUUGGUUUUCACCUUUUCAUGUAUUUGUACAUUGUAUAUAGUUCUUCAGUAUUAGAGGGAGGCGUAUUGUUUGUCAUAUUUACAAUAUGUGUUGGUGCUCAUUUGAGAAAAUAAAAUUUUCAAGUACUAAA
Molecule: messenger RNA, 5157 nt
Organism: Passer montanus (Eurasian tree sparrow)
Lineage: Eukaryota; Metazoa; Chordata; Aves; Passeriformes; Passeridae
Gene: YPEL2
Product: yippee like 2
Exons: 4
Coding region: 197-556 (119 amino acids)
Source: RefSeq, a predicted model, not a curated record